AACUCGUGUUACUUUGCUCAACGAAAACCUCGUGGUUCGACAAAUUGGAAGUAGAGAGAACGCCCACUCUGCUAGUGCUAGGGUUUUAACGGCCAUGGCGGGUGCGGGAAUCCAUCCUUACCAUCAACAGUGGCCGCCAGCGCCUGCUGCUCCUCCUCCUCCUCCGCCUCCUCCAAUGCCCGUUGAAAACCCUCCCCGUCCUACCACAGACGAGGUUCGGACGAUCUUUAUAUCUGGUCUUCCGGAAGAUGUAAAGGAAAGAGAGCUACAAAACCUUCUAAGAUGGUUACCAGGUUACGAGGCUUCGCAAGUGAAUUAUAAGGGGGAGCAGCCAAUGGGAUUUGCUCUUUUUUCAACUGCUCAGCUUGCAAUGGCAGCCAAAGAUGCUCUUCAGGACAUGGUUUUUGAUGCGGAAUCUAAGUCUGUAUUGCAUACCGAGAUGGCAAAGAAGAAUCUUUUUGUUAAAAGAGGUGUAGUAGCAGAUUCAAGUUCCUUUGAUCAAAGUAAACGCUUGAGAACUGGUGGUGAUUAUACACAUACAGGUUAUCCAAGUCCAUCUCCAUUUCACCCUCCUCCGCCGCCUGUUUGGGGACCACAGGGGUACAUGGCUCCAGCUCCUCCACCGUAUGAUCCAUAUGGAGGUUACCCUGUUCCUCCAGUACCAAUGCCUACACCUGCUCCUGUGCCAGCUCCUAGUGGUUAUGCACCUGUUCAGAACACAAAAGACAAUCCUCCUUGCAACACUCUCUUUAUAGGCAAUCUUGGAGAGAAUGUAAUUGAGGAAGAACUGAGGAAUCUUUUCAGUGUCCAACCUGGUUUUAAGCAAAUGAAGGUUUUGAGGCAGGAAAGAAAUACAGUAUGCUUCAUUGAAUUUGAUGAUGUAAACAGUGCCACCAAUGUUCAUCACAACUUGCAAGGUGCAGUUAUCCCCAGUUCUGGACGUGGUGGCAUGCGAAUCCAAUAUUCAAAGAACCCGUUUGGGAGAAGGAAGGAUUCAAGCAACCCUAUUGCUGCUCCUGAUGCCAAUGCCAAUGCCAAUGCAAAUGGUGUUCCUCCACUAGCACUAACUUACCAGUAGCUGAAGGGAUGUAUUCUGCUCUUUUUCUUCCUAAUGAGUUAUAGGAAAAGAACAAUUACUACUACAUGGUAGGAUGCAUCAUGCAGCUGUUGCAUGCAUUAUGAACGCAUGUGGUGAUGCCAUGAACAACCAGUGGGUCCAUAUCGCUAGAGGAUUGACUGUUUAUCAAAGAUAUGCAUUUGCUGGCAUCCAAGAACUGAAUGAAUGGUUAGGUUUCAUGUUUGUUUGUUUUGUUGGGAAGGAUUUAGGUCCAUAUUUUUGGACUUUGUGCAGGGACUCCAUCUUGACUAUAUUGUGCAUUGUCAUUAGGAAUAUAACACUUUUGAUAGGCAACUCUGCCAUUUCUCUCUUCCUUGUAGGUUUUCAUUCCAUGUUUUAUGAAAGUUCUCUAAUUUCAUUUCAUGUCAUGAGAUGGUUAAGGUAUGAACAUUCUGGAUCAUGUCAUCGGUUCAUGAUUCUUGUGGUCGCCUGCAUAUCUCUAUAUUAUUCUUAAAAAGUACAAUUGAUCAGUCUUGCACACAACUGGUUUUCUUGCUGUCAACCUCUAGGUUCUUAGGCAUUGAACAAUAAGCCAAAGAAUGUGAGAAAUAUAUGAUGCUUUUUGUAUUCAGGAUUUUCUUAUGGGGACUUCAUCUUGGCCAUAACUUUUGUUGACAUUACGAAUGACAUUUUAGUGGCAUCUUUUAUCACGUCAUUCUCACUCCAUGUCAUUUGGGGAAGUGGUUCCAAGUUCCAUGCCAUGUCAUGACAUAAUUGAAGCUGGAUAAUAUCAUUGGUCCAUAGUCCUCAUCACAAUGGUUUGAGCAGCAUCUCUUCAUACAUUCAUCCACAAAACAUCUGUCCAAGUUUAUCACGGAACUGAAUUUGAUGCUUCUAACCUCCAGGCUCUUGAAACAUUUAUUCAACAAUCCAAACAAAUGGCAGAAAUAUAUGAUGCUGUGAUUUCUAUGCAGGAUUUAUCUUAAGACUGAAAAUUCUGAGCUGCAUUUGCUCCAACAAUGAUUUCAGGGAUGUUGCUGCACCACUUCAGUUUCAGGUAACUUUUUCCUAACCAGGCACCGUUACAGGGCACUGCAGAUUGACUUGAUGGAUUAUCUAGGAUAAAAAAAAAUUGUUACCAUCUUCUGAAGCUGCACCUAGUUUUGAGGUUUCAAGCCGCUUUUAUUUGCCAAUCAUUAAAAGUAGAUUGUAUGAAGCCAACUUUUCCUCGGUCUUUUUUCCUUUUAAUUUUUGACACCUAAACUUUGUGGGGACAAUUAAGGUAAGCUCCAAGUUCUUGUAUUUUGGUCGAUGCAUGACCCAAUUGUACAGGGAUAACGUAGGCAUAGAAAAUAGGGUGAAACACUUUCUAUCUGCCUGUUCCACCAAAUGAGAAUUUUAGGGGGUUGUUCGCCAA
Nelumbo nucifera (sacred lotus) is the source of this 2474-nucleotide messenger RNA. Lineage: Eukaryota; Viridiplantae; Streptophyta; Magnoliopsida; Proteales; Nelumbonaceae. The record is from RefSeq and is a predicted model, not a curated record.